UCUCUGUGUGUUUGGAUCGCUGCGUUUGACUUACAUAAAACAGCAUGUUGCCAGAAAUAAAUAACAAGACAUCCCGACCGGAGGCCUUCCCUCACCCUCACAGACUCCCAGCAGAAGGCAGCCGCAUCGGAACAAGUCGGCCCUGUUCACAGAAGUUUGGCUCUGGUGUUGGGACGCUGCCUCAGCUUGAGCCCCCGGUGGUCCAGGUGGUGGUCAGCAAUGCCAAAAACCAGCACCAGCAGUCGGACAACAUCCUGCCCCAAAUCGCCAACAAAGGGGGACAAAACAACUACCAAACACACUCGUUCGCCAUGCGGUUUGGGGCAGCAAUGGAUAAAGUAUCAGAGGCGCUGAACAACUUCCAGGAGCGGCUGACGGAGUUUGAGCGGGAGGAGAUCAACGACUAUGCAGAGAUCUGGUUCCUGGGUCUGGGCUCCCAGAAAAUUGAGGGUUCGCAGGGAGCGCAGCAGAACUCUGGAUAUGACGAUGAGCAUGGGAGCUACGUCAGGCCUCACAUGUCUGCUGAUGCUCAAUUGACCGUCUCUGCUUUGACCGUCAGUCACAGCAAACCUCCCGUUGCCUUUCAGGUGCUGCAUGACCACAUCGCUUACAGGUUUGAAGUCCUCGAAGUGAUCGGCAAAGGCUCCUUUGGGCAGGUCUUAAAAUGUCUGGACCACAAGAACAACGAACUCGUGGCCAUCAAGAUGAUACGCAAUAAGAAAAGGUUUCAUCACCAAGCGCUGGUGGAGCUGAAGAUCCUGGAUGUAAUAAAGAGAAAAGACAAUGACAAUCUUCACAAUGUCAUCCACAUGAAGGAGUACUUUUACUUCAGAAACCACCUCUGCAUCUCCUUUGAGCUCUUGGGGGUCAACCUGUAUGAGCUCAUAAAAAAAAACAACUUCCAGGGCUUCAGCCUGGCCCUUAUCCGGCGGUUCGCCCACGCGCUUCUCAGGUGCCUGCAGAUGCUGCACAGGGAGAAGAUAAUCCACUGCGACCUCAAGCCGGAAAACAUUCUCCUGUCUCAAAGGGGGCCGGGGAACAUCAAGGUUGUUGACUUUGGAUCAAGUUGCUAUGAACAACAAAGGGUGUACACCUACAUCCAGAGUCGUUUCUACCGCUCCCCAGAAGUCAUCCUGGGUCAUCCUUACAGCAUGGCCAUUGACAUGUGGAGUCUUGGCUGCAUCCUGGCUGAGCUUUACACGGGCUACCCUCUUUUCCCAGGAGAGAGUGAAGUGGAGCAGAUAGCCUGCAUAAUGGAGGUUCUGGGAAUGCCUCCGAAUGAUUUUGUUCAGUCGGCAUCAAGGAGGAAGUUGUUCUUUGCCGAGAAGCUGAGCCCGGAGAGGAGCAGCCAGGAAAACCAGAGCAGGGACAGCUCAACAUCCGGGGCCAAGAUGGCGUCCGUGGAGCGUCUGCGACCCAUCGGGGCCUCGGCGGAGGAGGAGCUGUGUGACAGCGAGGGCCAGCUGUCCACAGACAGCCAGCAGCACGAGAGCAGCGGAGAGAGGCCCGUUCACAUCAUCAUCAAGCCUCAAGAGAAGAGGAAAGAUAGCCAGGAACCACCUCAGUGUUAGCGCUGCUAGCGUCAGAGGGAAUCCUGCUUCACGACCAGUGGCAACUAGCAGGCUGAAGCUGGACGUGUGAGAAAGCUGCAUUGAAAUACCCGAGUCGGCCAUGUUGCCAUAGAAUAUCACAGAACUAUAUGUCUUAUGGGGUGGUCAGCACCAUUGCCUCACAGCCAGAAGGUUCUGGGUUCGAGUCCCAGGGGAACCGGGACCUUUCUGUGUGGAGUCUGCAUGUUCUCCCAGUCCCCCUGCGACCCCGUUAGGGAAUAAGAGGUUACAAAAGUGGAUGGAUGGAAAUAUGACUAAUGUUCCCACAUAACAAGAACAAAACAUUGAUAUAUAAGAGACAGCAAAGAUGGACUUCUUUUAUUUAUUGUUUUAGGUAUACAGUUCUAGUGUAUUUUUUUUGUUCCAUGAAAAAUGAUCUUUUUUUAUUUCAAACUGUGAAGUCUGAUAUCAAUUGAAUUAUUAUUUGGUGGAGACAAAGUCUUUGCAGGCAUUUAGUCUCAGUGGGUCACGUCUGAGACUUUGAAUCACAUGGUAGAUUACUUACAGUCAUGGAAAUAUAAUUAAAUUAAAUUUCUCUAACAUUUUUUAGAUUUAAGUGAUUUCACAAACAUUGCAUGGAUAGAAAAGUAGUCCUUUUUUUGUUGUGCUCUCAUUUAUUGUGAACAUUUCAGCUUAAUAUCACUCUCAUAAUGGUAAAUUAUUGUGUGCAAUAAAGGCUGAGCCAUAUGUUUUUUUAAAUACAAUAACAAAUAAAUAGUCGUUACACACUUUUUAUUGUAAAACAAAGUUGAUGACAUGCAUUACUGGUUAUUAUUUCCUUUAUUUAUUGUGGAAUAUCUUUGAGUCUUUGAAGAAUUGAACUCAGUAACCAUAAGACAUGUAUUUAUAUUAGAGUUUAUUGUACAUAUUUAUGAGUACAUUUCUAAUACAUGUGUGCCACAGCAUAUAUUUUACAAUUUGCUGAGGAUUUAGACAAGGUUUUACUUGUUGUGUUGUUACUGUAUGGAAAUAUUUUUUUAUGUCUCGUUCCUUGUACUUUUUAUAAUAGAAAAAAAGACAAUCCUACUAUUGAUAGUCUGUGCCUUGCAGUAUUAGAGAUCUUGCACUUUAUUAUCGUGUUUGUACAACUAAAUUAGAUUCUGGUGUACCCUUAUCUGGCCUGAUUUGGACUACUUUUGACAACAUUAUCAUAUUAAAUUACACAAGAUGAAAAAUAACAUUAAUUGGCUUUUUAUUCAUGAUUUAUCUUUUCUAGAGACCCAGUUUAAAUAUAAAAUAGCACCCUCACUAUAUGAGAGCUAAUUCAUGGGAGAUCCUAAUAAGAUUAACGUAGCUGAAAUAUGAAAACCUAAUACAAGUGAAUUUGAUGUCUAAAAUAAAUUGCUGUUUUAAAGAC
Molecule: messenger RNA, 2967 nt
Organism: Menidia menidia (Atlantic silverside)
Lineage: Eukaryota; Metazoa; Chordata; Actinopteri; Atheriniformes; Atherinopsidae
Source: the annotation of a GenBank genome assembly